Rattus rattus (black rat) is the source of this 1363-nucleotide messenger RNA. Its product is annotated as tetraspanin-7-like. The record is from RefSeq and is a predicted model, not a curated record. Bases 387 to 1157 code for a protein of 256 amino acids. NCBI's taxonomy places the organism in Eukaryota, Metazoa, Chordata, Mammalia, Rodentia, Muridae. The transcript has a single exon. Gene Ontology annotation, cellular component: membrane.
GUGGGCUAGGGCUUGUGAGAAGAACAGUUACAGCAAUGAAGGGGAAAUGCUAAUGAGCAGUGCUAAUGAGGGACAGUGACAGGAAAGAGGGAAUGAGUUCUUGACCAUAUGCUAGAGGAAUAAAGGCGAAUGGAGAAGAAGUCAGGGGACCCAGCCUUCCACUACACCUCCCAGAAGGAAGCCUAUCUACCGCAAGGCAGUCCUCCAAACGCAGGAAGCAAGGACCUCAUUCCCUGGAGUCUUUCUUUGCCAACCGGACUAGCAGAGGUCAGUGACUGUAGUCUCAGGAGUAUUAAGCAAGCCUACCGGAAAGAUUUUAUAGGAGGAGACACCUUGGAAACCCUGCUUUUUCUCUCUCUGGGAGCAGUAUUGUGGCACUGAGGAAAAUGGAGACCAAAUUUGUGGCAUCAUGUCUCAAAAUCUUCCUCCUCAUCUACUCCUUUGCAUUUUGGAGCACUGGGGUUAUCUUGUUGGCUUUUGGAGUCUGGGGAAAGCUUACUCUGGGCACGUAUCUCUCUCUUCUUGCCAAGAAUACUGCAGACGUUCCCUUUGUGCUCAUUGGAAUUGGUACCAUGAUUAUCAUUUUCGGUUUAUUCGGAUGCUUUGCUUCAUGCAGAGGUAGCCCAUGCAUACUGAAGCUGUAUUCUCUGUUUCUGUCACUGGUGUUCCUGAUUGAGCUUGUUGCUAGCAUCUCAGGGCUUCUGCUUCAUCGUGAUAUCAAGGACAGAUUCCUGAAGAUUUAUACCAAUGCUAUACAGAACUAUAACGGCAAUGAUAAGAAGAGUCAGGCAGUGGACCAGGUGCAGUAUGGUCUGAUGUGCUGUGGUGUGAAGAACUACAAAGACUGGAACGACAACCCCUACUUCCUGAAUCAUGGUAUCCCCCAGAGUUGCUGCAAGGAUGAAACUGACUGUAAUCUCCCGGAUCUACACAAUCUGACCACAGCUGCCACCAAAGUUAACAAGAGAGGUUGCUAUGAUCUGAUGAUAGGUUUCUUUGAGGCAAACAUGGCAGUCAUCAUUGGAAUGCUGUUUACAACCACAUUUUCCCAGUUGAUUGGCAUAAGGUUGUCCUGUUGUCUGUCCCGGAUCAUCAUGACCCAACGGUAUAAGAGGUGUGUAAAGUCUUCCAAGAGAAAUAGCCUGCUCCAAGAGUAAGAAGCCUGUUUCCAAGAACUACUUCACCCUCUGAAAGACUUGCAAAGAACAUUAUUAGUACACAGAACUCAUCUGCCCUGCUCACACAGCUCUCUUCCUCAGGGCCUGCCCCAUACAGGUUGCUGGCACCCCACCUGAUCUCUGUUCCAACUUUUAGACCACAUGAAGUGUCCUGUUCAUCUCAUAAAGCCCUGCCGUGUUACACA